GUGGGCAGAGACGUUGCGCUAGGAUAUUCCAUUUAAUAACGAGACACCCGCUUGCUGCAGUGUGUUCGUGGCAAUUGUCGUUGUCCAGCACACAUACCAUCCGCUUGUAAUCUUGCAGCAACAGAAAGCAAUGACGGGCCUUGAAGUCAACCUCACUGCGCCAAAUGGCCACAAGAUCACAUUACCAACCGGUCUUUUCAUUAACAAUGAGUUCGUGAAAUCGAGUUCCGGCGACAAGAUCAAAAGUAUCAACCCGAGUGAUGAGUCCGAGAUUGCAUCCGUAGAAGCUGCUUCGGCAGAGGAUGUCGACAAGGCUGUCAAGGCAGCGCGAGCUGCAUUUCAAUCCGAAGCAUGGGGUGGAAUAUCCGGCACCGACCGUGGCGCGCUGAUGUUCAAGUUUGCGGAUCUCAUCGAAGAACACAAGGAAACUCUCGCAACAUUAGAAACAUGGGACAAUGGCAAAGCCUACAGUGUGUCUCUUAACGAAGAUCUCGCCGAGACCAUCGCUGUGAUCCGAUACUAUGCCGGUUGGGCCGACAAGAUUCACGGUCUCACUAUUCCAACACAUCCUCAGAAAUUCGCAUACACAUUGAAGCAACCGCUAGGUGUCUGCGGACAGAUUAUUCCUUGGAAUUUUCCUCUCAUGAUGGCUGCGUGGAAAUUCGGCCCUGCACUUGCAUGUGGUAACACAAUUGUCCUCAAGCCUGCGGAACAGACCCCGCUGUCGAUUCUGUACCUCGCGACACUUAUUCCCAAAGCCGGCUUUCCACCAGGCGUCAUCAAUAUCGUCAACGGCUACGGAAAAGAGGCCGGUAACGCGCUCGUGUCCCACCAGGACGUUGACAAGAUCGCAUUUACCGGGUCGACCAUCACCGGAAGAGCCGUAAUGAAGGGCGCCAGCAUCAAUUUGAAAAACCUCACACUCGAAACUGGUGGCAAAUCCCCUCUUGUUGUAUUCAAGGACGCAGAUAUCGAGCAGGCUGCAAAAUGGGGACAUGUUGGCAUUAUGUACAACCAAGGUCAAGUAUGCACUGCGACAUCGCGAAUCCUUGUUCACGAGGAUGUAUAUGACGAGUACAUCAAGCAGUUCAAGGACGUUGUGGCCGCCAACAAGGUCGGCAAUCCCUUCGACGACGAUACUUUCCAGGGCCCUCAGGUCACCCAAGCCCAGUACGAGCGAGUUCUGAGCUACAUAGAGUCUGGAAAAUCCGAGGGUGCUAAGCUCGCGACUGGAGGCGUGCCUCACAAGAAUGUCGGCAACGGGAAGGGAUUUUUCAUUGAGCCGACGGUGUUUACGGACGUCACCGAGAAUAUGAAGAUCUUCCAAGAGGAAGUAUUUGGACCCUUCGUUGUUAUCACGCCUUUCAAGACUGAGGAAGAAGCUGUGAGAUUGGCCAACAAUUCCUGCUAUGGCCUGGGGGCAGCACUAUUCACACAAGACGUGGAGCGAGCGCACCGUGUCUCCGCUAAGUUGGAAGCGGGUAUGGUUUGGGUGAAUAGUUCCAACGAUUCCGAUAUCAGAGUUCCAUUCGGUGGCGUCAAACAGAGUGGUAUCGGACGCGAACUUGGUGCGGCGGGCUUGGAGGCAUAUUCACAAACGAAGGCAGUUCACAUCAAUAUGGGCCUGAAAUUGUAGGAUACCAAAUAUAUUCG
This is a messenger RNA of Aaosphaeria arxii CBS 175.79, 1653 nucleotides long. RefSeq names its product aldehyde dehydrogenase. The record is from RefSeq and is a predicted model, not a curated record. NCBI's taxonomy places the organism in Eukaryota, Fungi, Ascomycota, Dothideomycetes, Pleosporales. The transcript is spliced from 2 exons. Gene Ontology annotation, molecular function: oxidoreductase activity, acting on the aldehyde or oxo group of donors, NAD or NADP as acceptor. Bases 131 to 1636 code for a protein of 501 amino acids.